GGAUUGGUUGGGGUUUGUUUGGGCGAUAAGAUGAAUUUGGGAGUGGUGAGACCGGCAAUAGAAGGUUAUGCUGAUGCUGCAAUUGAAGCUAUAAAGUUUGGCCAUGUUAUUGCUGUCCCCACUGAUACACUUUAUGGCUUUGCUUGUGACGCUUGUUCUGCCAAGGCAGUUAAUCAUAUAUAUGAGAUUAAAGGGCGCAAGUAUACAAAUCCACUUGCCAUUUGUGUUGGGGAUGUUCAUGACAUUCACAAGUAUGCGUUCACUGAUCAUUUACCCAACGGCUUGCUUCACUCUCUCCUUCCUGGUCCUGUUACUCUUGUGCUAAGCCGAGGUGAGUCAAGUAUCCUUGAGAAAUCUUUAAACCCUGGAGUUGAGAGCAUAGGAGUUAGAGUACCAGAUAAUAACUUUAUUAGGGUAAUUGCCCGCUGUUCUGGAAGUGCACUUGCACUUACAAGCGCAAAUCUUAGUGGUCAAGCUAGCAGCAUCAAGAUCAGAGACUUUGAGAACCUCUGGGGGCACUGCGCGUAUAUCUUUGAUGGUGGUGUUCUUCCAGCUAGGCGUGCAGGUUCCACCGUGGUGGAUCUCACUAAACAAGGAAAGUACAAGAUAUUACGAUCUGGAAGCGCCCUGGAGGAAACUCUAGCAAUCCUUCAAAAGUUCUCAUUAAUAGCAGCAGCUGCAGACGGAAGUUGAGUGAUGCACAAAAGGGUAAAAUAUACGCCAAGAGAUCAUAUGUGAAGCUCACAAAUAUAGUUGCUGAGUUUUAUGGUUGUAUUUCUUGUACACGAAGGACUUUUUGAGAUCAUUCUUUAUUGGCAAACAUGUAAAAGAAGGUUGUAGAUUUUCGUAGUAGUUGAAGAUCCAUAACGGUGAAGGACUGGUGUCUUGUGGCCACUAGCCAGUAUGCACGAUAUAAACAUUCAUAAAAAAAAAAAAAAAGAUGACACCCCAUCCCUGAGGGGCCCCAACACCGACCGGACGGCACGAUGAGAAGAUGUAAAUUGAACUAUAAUCACAAUCUGACAGAUAGAAAGUGAGGUCCCGCCCUCGGUACUUACAGAGGCGAUAUAAACAUACAUAAUUAUAUUGAAAGACGUAGCUAGGGAUGGACCCGGGCCGGGCCUAGGACCGGCCGGGCCUCGGUUCAGGAAAGGGGAGGCCCGGAACUGACCCGGG
Messenger RNA from Cuscuta epithymum, 1176 nucleotides. NCBI's taxonomy places the organism in Eukaryota, Viridiplantae, Streptophyta, Magnoliopsida, Solanales, Convolvulaceae. The record is from the annotation of a GenBank genome assembly.